Molecule: messenger RNA, 1547 nt
Organism: Phialemonium atrogriseum
Lineage: Eukaryota; Fungi; Ascomycota; Sordariomycetes; Cephalothecales; Cephalothecaceae
Exons: 1
Coding region: 49-1524 (491 amino acids)
Biological process (GO): secondary metabolite biosynthetic process
Molecular function (GO): acyltransferase activity, transferring groups other than amino-acyl groups
Source: RefSeq, a predicted model, not a curated record
CAGGCAUUAGCCACUCCGCGACUGGGAAAGCCACUUCCCCUCACCACCAUGACAAUGGAGCCCUUGGAUCCCUGGGAUCAAUUUGCCAUGCGCGCUUAUAUGCAGGUUGCUGUCUGUUUCCCUUUUGAUGACAACUGCUCCAAGAUAGAGGCAUCACAGCGAAAAGGCGAUGUCCUGCAUCAUCUGAGGGCCGCUCUUGACACGCUCGCCAAACAGCGUCCAAAACUGGCUGGAAUCUUGCAGCUUGGCCACGACUCCGAUCAGUCUGGCCGGAUUUUCUAUCGAGAGUCUUCUAGUGAUGCCAUCCCACUCAGUCUCUUCGCACUCGGAGACCACUUUCCCUCCAGCUACAACCAACUCAAAUCCAACGGAUUCCCCCCCGACAUCUUCGUGCAUCCAACCUUUUCUUUGGACGGGUCGCUUCGUCCGGGUGAGCCUACUGUAGCUUCUCGCGUACGCGUCUCCUUUAUCUCCGGUGGUCUCAUACUUUGGCUGCAUCUCCAUCAUUCCCUGGGCGAUGGAGGGUCUCUCAACAUGUUUCUUGAAGAUUUUGGAGCUUGUACCCGUGGCAUUCCCCUGAAUUCUCCCGGAAUUCGCGCCGUUCCCAAUCUCCCGCUCACCAGUCAAGAUCAAGACGUCCAGACCUUGCAGGAAUUGUUGGCUGCAUGUCCGGAGUACAGCAUUCUCCCGAACCCAAUGGGUCCCACAAGUCCGGAACUCCGCCCGGGUGGCACAGCAAUCGGCGAGAUCAAGAAAGCAGGAAAGAUCUUCGUCUUCCAAGAGAAGCGACUCGACGAGCUAGCGGACGUGAUACGUUCUGAGGUCGGUAUAUCCAUUAAGGCGUCCCACUACGUCUGUCUCGCAGCUCUUACCUGGGUCCAUACCACCAUCGCACGGCUCGAAACCGAGGACUUCGUGCUGCCCUCGAAUCGGGUGCAAGAUGCGAAACUUUUGACACCCUUCGACUGGGCCUGGCGCUGCCUUGGAGAAAAGACCGAGAGUUACACGGGAAAUACAGUGGGGACACUCCUGACGCAGAUGCAGGUCUCAGAGCUCAUACAUGCACAUGACGAUGCCGAGGGGCUCUCCCGAGUUGUCCAGUCUCUCGCCAUGUCCCUUGCUUCGGUGGCCAAUCCUUGGCUACUGCAUCGUAACAACCUCCUCGCCAGGAUCGAAGACCCUCGCUUGCUCGGGCUAAACUUCGACGCUCGACAGCCACAGGAGCUGGGCUUUAACACGUGGCGGUCCAUCGGGAAUAGGGCUAACUGGAGCAUCCCGGGAGUCCCGUCGCACGCCUCAGACGCGAUCCGCCGCGUCCAGGGAGAGUGGAACAUGGCCGGGGCGAACAUCAUGCCUGCGCGAGGACACUCGGAUGCCUGGGAACUUCUCAUUACGAUCCCCGAGUGCUCCAUGGAUGCUCUUUGCAAGGACCACCAGUGGUUGAAGUGGGUUGACGAGAUUAUCGAUGAAAAGGGCAUCCGCCAAGCUCAAUCCCUGACCGAGGUUGAUUCGACUCUAGAAUAGGGGGAACAUCGGAAACUUUUGAU